This is a messenger RNA of Mobula hypostoma (lesser devil ray), 1175 nucleotides long. RefSeq lists its product as uncharacterized. Gene Ontology annotation, molecular function: DNA binding. Bases 322 to 990 code for a protein of 222 amino acids. Lineage: Eukaryota; Metazoa; Chordata; Chondrichthyes; Myliobatiformes; Myliobatidae. The transcript is spliced from 7 exons. The record is from RefSeq and is a predicted model, not a curated record.
UUUGGGAGGCGUAAAGCUGAGCGCAAUUUACACAAAUGUGCACGCAAAAACGGCCACUCGUUUGCAUUUAUUAUGAAUUUUCAGUUCCUGUUUAGACUGCAGAGUUAGUGACAGUCUGAGGUGUCCACUGGUGGUCUGCCCCUGUAGAAUUGCUGUUCUGUGGUGGCUGUUGAAUAUGGACAAGUUUUGUGUUGCUCUGGAUUUAGAGACACUUUCACUGAGGCUGGACUGACUUUCCAAAAUUGCCAUAUUAAAAUUAUCUCGUGUUUGUGAUUUUCUUCAAGUGUUCCAUACUGUUAGGAAAGAGUGGCUGACACUGGAAUGCCUCAGUUAACUGCAGCUGCUGCUUUGCAGAUUGGUUUAUUAAUAUCUGCACUUCCUGCACAGUAUAUUUUAACCCGAUGGUUUGGCAGUGAUUCUACCCAGCGCAUCCAGGCAUCAAGAAGACUAAUCCAUAGAUGGAGUGAAUUCAGAAAAUCUUACUUAAGUUUGCAAGCAUGGAAGGACUGGUUAAAUGAAUGGAGUCUGAAGGAGAGAUCUGUUCAAAAUGAGGAUCCUCCUGGGGAAUCCCCAGCUUUUGAAGUCUUGCUGUUUAAAGAGAAGGAUGGAUACUUUGCAGGCUCACCUGAGCCUCGAUCUCCAAGGCCUCACUUUGUCAAAUACAGAGUGGGUGACGUCUUCAAGCACAAACGUGAAGGAUUCCGUGGUGUGAUAGUUGGAUGGGAUGAGAAUGCAAGAGCACCAGAAGAAUGGCUUAAUGAAAAAUAUCCUUCAGACUUCCAGAAUUUGAAACAUACUCCUCAUUAUAAGGUUCUUGUUCAUGCAAAUGAUGGAACAAAUUCAAUAACACGCUAUAUUCCAGAAGAGGAUAUUGUCAUAUUGACAGGAGUACAGGUGAACCAUCCCCUGUUGCCUUCUUUCUUCAUUAUGUUUGAUGGAGACCGAUACAUAAUGAUGCCAUGGCUGAAGCAAAUCUACCCUCAAGACUAAAUAGAGCUUAACUUCCAACACUGUAGGGAAUGUAAUAGCCAAAGUAGAAAGAAUGUGAAGCUUUUAAAUUCACACAAUAUGCGAUGAAUAUAUGAUAUACUUAAAAUAAUAGGACAUUUAUUUAAAUGGUUUUAAAAUGUUACCAUCACAGGAAUAUUCCUGUUGAUAUUUUCAUUUGGAGAGUU